Myripristis murdjan (pinecone soldierfish) is the source of this 1854-nucleotide messenger RNA. RefSeq names its product interferon-related developmental regulator 1 (gene ifrd1). NCBI's taxonomy places the organism in Eukaryota, Metazoa, Chordata, Actinopteri, Holocentriformes, Holocentridae. The transcript has 12 exons. Gene Ontology annotation, cellular component: nucleus. The record is from RefSeq and is a predicted model, not a curated record. The coding region runs from base 191 to 1477 and encodes 428 amino acids.
UGCGUCUCCUGCAGCCCUGGUUGAUGAGGGAAAAUGUAUCGUCUCGGCCAACAGUCUUUCUCCAAGAUCGCUUUCAUUUCCUUUUUGUCCACUGUGCCACGGGAAGAUUUUCGUUUUACGAGACAAUACAAUAAAAGCUGGUCGUGUAUUGGCUGAUUUUUGAUCACGUUUUACCUUUUUCUGCACGAAAAUGCCAAGGUCCAAGAAGAGGAAUAGCAGGGGGGGGCAGCAUGCAACUGUGCAGCCUUUCAGCGAUGAGGAUGCCUCCAUUGAGACCCUCAGCCAUUGCAGCAGCUUCAGUGACACCACCAGUGUAGCAGAUGAAGGAGGAGAAGCCAAUGAGGAUGCAGCUGAGGAGGAUUUCCAGUAUAAGCUGAAGGGAUUCAUAGACAGCACGGUGGAUAAGAGUGCUAAGACCAGACAGGGGGCUUUGGAUGGGCUAAAGACAGCAAUGGCCACACGGAUCCUGUAUGAGUUCAUCUCAGAAAGAAGGAUGACCAUCACAGACAGCAUUGAACGGUGCCUCAAGAAAGGCAAAGGCGAGGAGCAGCGAGCAGCUGCCUCUUUAGCCUGCCUGCUGUGUAUCCAACUGGGCUCGGGCAUCGAAAGUGAGGAAGUGUUCAAGACCCUCAAACCCGUCUUCAAAAACAUCCUGGCAGAUGGAUCAGCUAACAUCCAAGUCAGACAAGCUGUUGCGACAAGCCUGGGCCUCUGCACUCUGGUUGCGGAAGAUGACAUCAUGGACGUGCAUGCCACCAUGGAGUGCUUUGAGGGCCUGUUCACACGGUCUUAUGUGAAAGAGGAUGGUACCCGACCUGCCAUGGGCCCCCAGACCACCCAGCUCCACACCAACGCCCUGCUGUCCUGGGCACUGCUGCUCACCAUCUGCACUGCCAGCCAGCUCAAAGACAUUCUGCACAAACACCUGCCCAAACUGCCCAUGCUGUUGGAAAGUGAGGAUGUCAACAUGAGAAUUGCUGCAGGAGAGACCAUUGCCUUGCUCUUUGAACUUGCCAGAGUCAUGGAUUCUGAGUUUGAAUUUGACGAGUGGGACGACCUGUGUGAUAAACUGAGCGCUCUAGCCACCGACUGUAACAAGCACAGAGCCAAGACGGACAAGAGGAAGCAGCGGUCUGUGUUCCGGGACGUGCUCAAGGCUGUCGAGGAGGGUGACUUCCAGUCGGAGAGCAUUCGAUUUGGGACAGAGCGCAUGACCAUCGACACCUGGGUCAGAAAAAGGACAUACGAUGCUUUCAGAGAGUUUGUGGGCUCCGGGAUGAACUACCACCUACAGGCAAAUGAAUUCAUCAGGGAUGUGUUUGAACUGGGACCACCGAUGCUGGUUGACUCUGCCACAUUGAAGGCCAUGAAAAUCUCUCGCUUUGAGAGGCAUCUCUACAACUCGGCUGCAUUUAAGGCUCGGACCAAGGCCAGGAACAAGUUCCGUGACAAGAGGGUGGAUGUGGGCGAAUUUUAAUUUUUUUUUUUUUUUCUAAACCUAUUUAUUAGAUUCUUGCUUUUAUCAAGCUAGAUGAAUUGUCACUAUUUGUCCAGAUAUAAAAACAAGUGGUGGUUGUGUGUGUGUAUAUGUCUUCACCUCAUGAAUAUUUGUGUGGCCUUUUGAACAUUGUAAUAUAACUUAACAUUUUGCUAUCACUUACCUUGACCACAUUAACUAAUAAGUUCAUAAUUGUUAAGGCUUAGUCUUUGAUGCGUUUGUGAUGAGUUGCACUACCUAGUAGAGCCUGAGCACGUUAUUUCUUUAGAACCUUGGUGAAUAUACUUUAUUUUAGUAUUGGAUAUAUAUUGGUAAAUAUAAGGACGGUUAAUAAACAUGAACUGAAAAGCUGUAAA